This is a messenger RNA of Gorilla gorilla gorilla (western lowland gorilla), 2785 nucleotides long. It is a transcript of the gene CCDC86, whose product is annotated as coiled-coil domain containing 86. The record is from RefSeq and is a predicted model, not a curated record. Gene Ontology annotation, cellular component: nucleolus. Lineage: Eukaryota; Metazoa; Chordata; Mammalia; Primates; Hominidae. The coding region runs from base 947 to 2029 and encodes 360 amino acids. The transcript is spliced from 4 exons.
GGCCUUGGGAGGUCCAGAAGUCAACACCUGCUCACUGGUGAGGUCCCAAAGUGCUUAGUAAGCAAAGUACAUUUACAGGUGAAUAGCAAGGGAAGGGAGGGGAGGCGAAGCAGGUUCACACACGAGCAAAAACUACUGUCUGGGCUGAAAGGAAGAUCGGAGAUGAUCCAACCCGUUUCUAGAACUGGGGCAGAAGAAGAGGGACGUGGGAGGAUAUGCAGCUGGUCGAGGGCCCACGUGAGCCACAGGACAAAGAUGGCGCAUCUUAUUGGUACUCAACUUCACUCACAAACGUUGAAAACGCUGAAAAGGGAGGGAGAGCCAUGGAUUAUAUACGGAAGCACAGGACGGGAGAAUCAAGAGUGUGAACAAUUAACACAGAAAAGACCGAUCUUCCACCUCCAGGACCCCCAGGUAGCAGUCCCUCAGGUAGGUGGGAGGAGGACUCUGACAGGAUCAUUUGGGAUGCACGAAGCUAGUGCAAAAUGACCCCUAUUACAAAUGAGAAAACAGGGCCAAGGAGGGCAGGACUCUGCCCAACUGCACCGGAGUUGGCUGCCAAACAUCCAUCGGGCCUUGCCUAUGGGCUCCUCGGACCUUUUUCCGACUCUGUUCUCUCCCUGAAAUGGGUCCUCCCACUUUCCUUUUUCUACUUGCUCGCUCUUCUUUCCCCAGGAAACUUUGCAAGAAAGGCAAAAGCGAAUCCCAGGAAAAAGACUGGCUCAUCAAUCACAUGUUAACUGCGCCCGCGCGAAUUGCGCAUGCGCAUGCUGAGCCCCACUCGCCCCGACCCCGGUCCCGCCUCUCCACCCCUCACCAACAUGGCCGCCUCAGCAACAGUCCCCUCCUGUGUGUCACGGACGCGGCGACUCCUGACGUCAUAGGAAGGCGCCGGUUUCGGCGAGGCUGCACGUGCGCAGGGGUGUGGAAACUUACCGGCUGAGCCAUGGAUACACCGUUAAGGCGCAGCCGACGGCUGGGAGGCCUAAGGCCCGAAUCCCCCGAGAGCCUCACCUCAGUUUCGCGGACGAGACGGGCCCUUGUGGAGUUCGAGUCGAACCCAGAAGAAACGAGGGAGCCCGGGUCUCCUCCGAGUGUGCAGCGGGCUGGCCUGGGGUCCCCCGAAAGGCCGCCGAAGACAAGUCCAGGAUCACCCCGUCUGCAGCAGGAUGCAGGCUUGGAGUUCCCCCAGGGGCAGCCAGAGCCAGGCGCAGCGUCCCCCCAGCGUCAGCAAGACCUACACCUGGAGUCGCCUCAAAGACAGCCGGAGUACAGUCCUGAAUCCCCACGAUGUCAGCCGAAGCCAAGUGAGGAGGCACCAAAGUGUUCUCAGGACCAGGGAGUACUGGCCUCGGAGUUGGCCCAGAGUAAGGAGGAGCUGACCCCGGGGGCCCCCCAGCAUCAGCUACCGCCGGUCCCGGGAUCACCAGAGCCUUACCCCGGUCAGCAAGCUUCCGGUCCGGAGCCCUCUCAGCCACUACUGGAGCUGACACCCAGGGCACCUGGCUCCCCCCGGGGUCAGCAUGAGCCGAGCAAACCACCUCCAGCUGGGGAGACGGUGACAGGCGGCUUCGGGGCAAAGAAGCGAAAAGGUUCUUCAUCCCAGGCCCUAGCGUCCAAGAAGUUGAAUAAAGAGGAGCUUCCUGUAAUCCCAAAGGGGAAGCCCAAAUCGGGGCGAGUGUGGAAGGACCGCUCCAAGAAAAGAUUCUCCCAGAUGCUUCAGGACAAGCCCCUGCGCACAUCGUGGCAGCGGAAGAUGAAGGAACGGCAGGAGAGGAAGCUGGCCAAGGACUUUGCCCGUCACCUGGAGGAGGAGAAGGAGAGGCGCCGCCAGGAGAAGAAACAGCGCCGGGCUGAGAACCUGAAACGCCGCCUGGAGAAUGAGCGGAAGGCAGAGGUCGUCCAAGUGAUCCGAAACCCCGCCAAGCUCAAGCGGGCAAAGAAGAAGCAGCUGCGCUCCAUUGAGAAGCGGGACACCCUGGCCCUGCUGCAGAAGCAGCCGCCCCAGCAGCCGGCAGCCAAGAUCUGAGCUCAGGACGGCCCGAGGCCUUCCAUGGCCAACAACCAUGUCAGACACAGCACCUCAGGCCGCUGCUCAGAUGCCUCUGCUGGAGCCGGCACUCCAAACCCAUGGCUCCAGAACAGGGACCCCCACCCCGACCGGGGCUCCUCGGCCUUUGAAGGCUUCCAGGCAGGUCUGUGUGGGACAGAAGCCCAGAGGGGGCCUGGGACCUGGCAGAGAUGGGGGCGGGAAGAGAUUCAGCUCCCAUCCCUCCUUCCUCUCCUUCUCCAAGUGCCUUCAAACCAAGAACUGUACAUUCUUCUGGUUCCUCAGUGAGCUGGUGACUGGCAGGUGACUCCCUCAGCAGUGUAUGCCCUUUCUCAGCAUCCUAGGUCCAUCCAAGGCCUGGAGGCUGACAGUUGGGAAUCCAGCUUCCCCCACACCUUCCCAAAGGCUGCUCUGAGCACCUCCACACCCUACUGCCUCUGUCCCCAGCAAACUGAAUCCGGUUCCUCUCCACUUUUCAAUACUGAAAGAUUAAAAUGGGGAGGUUGCAGGGAGCAGAGCUUUUCCCUAGCACCCCCUUUCCCAAACCAGUCUCUGCAGAAGCCCCAGAGAAUCUAACUCAUGCCUGUCCAGUCUACAGCAAAAAUAUUUAUUGAGUGCCUGUUGCAUACAGGCACAAUCCUAGGCACUGGCAAAUACAGACAACAGACCGAAGUCCCUGCCCUCGAGGAGCUUUCAUUCUGAUGGAGAGAAAACAUAAUAAACAAGCAAAAUGCA